Molecule: messenger RNA, 697 nt
Organism: Sinocyclocheilus anshuiensis
Lineage: Eukaryota; Metazoa; Chordata; Actinopteri; Cypriniformes; Cyprinidae
Product: dnaJ homolog subfamily B member 6-like
Exons: 7
Molecular function (GO): Hsp70 protein binding
Source: RefSeq, a predicted model, not a curated record
GCAACAACAAAACCCAGAAGAUUCGUGUUAGUUCCGGACGCUUCGUUGCUUGUCACAUCAGCUCGAUACAGCGUCGCCCAGGCAGAGGUUAGCGAAUCAAAAACAGAGCAGCUGCCUCUGGCAGUUAAAAUACAAGCCAUUGAAAUCGGUGGCCAUGGAUGACUAUUAUUACCAUGUUCUAGGGGUGCAGAGAAAUGCAUCUCCAGAUGACAUCAAAAAAGCUUACAGGAAACUAGCUCUCAGGUGGCAUCCAGAUAAGAAUCCAGAUAACAAGGAAGAGGCAGAAAAGAAGUUUAAAGAGCUUUCAGAGGCUUAUGAAGUCCUGUCAGAUGCAAACAAAAGGAACGUAUACGAUCGAUAUGGAAAAGAAGGCUUAACUCCAGGUGGAGGUGGAGGAGGAGGAAGAGGACACUUUAAUAAUGACCACUUUUUCACAUUCCGCAAUCCAGAUGAUGUUUUCAGGGAAUUCUUUGGUGGACAAGAUCCAUUUGCAGAAUUCUUUGGUGGAGAUCCAUUUGACAAUGACUUCUUUGGUGGCGGUCGACGUCACCACCACCACCAGCGGGGCAUGAGCAGGAGCCGGACAGGAGGCUCCUUCUUUGGGGGCUUUGGGGGAUUCCCACCUUUUGGAGCAGGAUUUUCAUCUUUUGAUGCAGGUUUCUCUCCCUUUGGGCAUAUGGGAGGAGGUGGAUUUACU